Messenger RNA from Sclerotinia borealis F-4128, 741 nucleotides. The record is from the annotation of a GenBank genome assembly. Lineage: Eukaryota; Fungi; Ascomycota; Leotiomycetes; Helotiales; Sclerotiniaceae.
AUGGCACGAUUAAUAUCUCGAACAUCCUCCCGCCCAACCACCCUCCUAAUCGCCCUCCUAACCCUCGCCAACAACACUCUUUCCUCACUCCUAAUCCACCAACUCCCUGAUGACCCAUUUCAUCUGGCUGUCCACUAUAGUUUCUAUCUACAUUUCGCCAAUGUACUGAGUAUUUUUGGGGUUAUUGGGGCGCUGAGGAAACAUCCCCUCUCCAUCCUCCUCUUCAGCACCUACCUCCUUCUCGACACCCUCCUCAGCGCCAUUCCCCGCCUACUUCUUCUCACCCUCCUCUCGAAAUCCUCAUCUAUCAUCUGCGCCCCCAACUCCACCACUUCUCUCGAUUUCUCUACUCGAUCUCCCUCUUCCCUCUCCCCAGCUUCUUCCCCCAUCUCCGCAUAUACAUAUUCUCUCUCCUCCCAUAUCCCUCCCAACACACAUAUCCCCACAUUCUCAGAUUACAUGUCCCCGAUGGAUAUGGAUGGAGAGCAGCGCUGGACGGCAAAUGGAUGUGCGAGGAUUGUGCAGUUGGGAUAUGUGACGUUGAUGGUGGGGGUGGUGGCGGCGAUGGGGUUGCAGGUUUUGGGCGCCCUGUGUGUGAGGGAUUAUGCAGGGGAUUUGUUUCUGGUGGAGAGGGAGAAGGAGAUAGAGUUGGAGUUGGAGAUGGGGUUGGGAGAGGGAGGGGUGGAGGGAGUGGGAAGGGGAGAUCGGGAUGGGGGAAAAGGGAAGACGUGGAGAUACUAG